Molecule: messenger RNA, 1113 nt
Organism: Knipowitschia caucasica
Lineage: Eukaryota; Metazoa; Chordata; Actinopteri; Gobiiformes; Gobiidae
Source: the annotation of a GenBank genome assembly
AUGGCACAGGAUAAGAUUAAGGAUGGCACUUCACAAGCCUGUAAUGAGAAUAAAGAAUCCCCCGUUAACGACACGGCCUCGCCUUUAGAUCGUAAACGCAGUGACGGCACUUCAGACACAUCCGCUCAUGGUGAACAGGAUACUGUGGCAUCCAGCCCUAAAAUGGAGGACUUGGUUAAAAUGAGUGCUAAUUAUGCAAUGAUUGGGAAUAAGCUAGCUGGUGCUGGAGAUUUCAAAAUGGCUGCUCAGUAUUUCACAGAAGCUAUUAAAUACAACCCCACAGAGUUUAAGUUAUUUGGAAAUCGUGCGUUUUGUUUUGAAAAGAUGCAGGAGUUUGAGAAGUCCCUCAGUGACGCCGAGCUGUCUCUGAGCAUGAGUCCAGGCUGGGUCAAAGGUCACUUCAGGAAAGGCCGAGCUCUGGCAGGGCUCAAGAGGUACAAGGAGGCGGCUGCUGCUUUCAAAGACAUUCUUGAACUGGACAGCUCCAGCAAAGAAGCGGCUCAAGAAAUGAUGAGAGUACAGACUUUGCAACUAAUGGAGUGUGGGAGUGAGGACAAAGCUCAAAAGGCACUUUUGACGUCAAAGAAAGAAGACAAUCCUGCAGGAAUAUGGACAUCUCCUGAUUUGGGAAAAGCAAAUGCUGUUCAAAGCGUGCACUUUCCACCCUCCAUAACUGCCACAGCUCCUCUCACCGUGCCCCAACAAUCACCAGCCAAGGUUUCCAAUCGCCAGUUACCGGAAUCCCUGAAACUGAAAAUGAUAGAUGCUCACAAAGCUGGAGAAGGCUACAAGAAGAUCGCAAAACGACUCCAAGUACCAAUUCCCUCGGUUCGCAAUGUUAUUAAGAAAUGGCAGUUAACAGGAACAGUGGAGGUGAAGGAGCGGUCGGGAAGGCCGAGGAAGAUCACAGACAUAAUGGUCCAUAAUAUUGUGACUAAAGCCAGUCAGAACCCGUAUCUGACUGUGAAAGCCAUGCAGGAAGAGCUGGCCCAAACUGGAGUUGUAGUCCACUGUUCCACGAUAAAGCGAUACCUGUACAAACAUGGUGUUCAUGGGAAGAGCCUUCAGAAGAAAAGCACUUCCGUUUCUUCAGCACAAACAUUACCCUCCUAA